Sebastes umbrosus (honeycomb rockfish) is the source of this 1865-nucleotide messenger RNA. RefSeq lists its product as uncharacterized. The transcript has 6 exons. Gene Ontology annotation, biological process: skeletal muscle contraction; retrograde transport, endosome to Golgi; protein localization to endosome. Bases 265 to 1041 code for a protein of 258 amino acids. The record is from RefSeq and is a predicted model, not a curated record. Gene Ontology annotation, molecular function: actin filament binding; retromer complex binding; phosphatidylinositol phosphate binding. Gene Ontology annotation, cellular component: WASH complex; early endosome. Lineage: Eukaryota; Metazoa; Chordata; Actinopteri; Perciformes; Sebastidae.
UCUGUAGCAGAAGCCGUAUUUUUUUCAACCUGACUGACUUGACAGCGCUGACGGAGCCAAAUGCGCGUAAAAGUUGUCCACUCCUCCUCCUCGUCCAUGAGGCUCGUUUGGCUCCAGAUAUAAACACAGAGCUGCUGUCUGUGGCCGCUGCGCUCCUCAGGCUCCUCAUGCUCCUCAGACUCCUCACUACCAGCACAGUCUGAUCCAAGAGGCCGAAAAACAGGAGAAAAAGAGCAGGAGGUGAAGAUCUGUGGCCCAUUCAGGAUGGAGGAUUCUCCAUCCAAGCCAUCUGUGGCUGAGCUGGCUGGAAGGUUCAAAGGUCACAUUCUACCAAUGCCCAGCUCAAAUGACGAGUUGCCGUUUCGAAGAAGACCCCCGUGUUCCCUGAAGUUACAAAAUCAAAAAGAUGAUAAUGAAGAAUCAGAUAAAACUAUCGUCUCACCGAAUCCCUUUAAAAUCAAGAUGAAGAACUCCUCCGUCAUUGAGAAACUUCAGGCCAAUCUUGCUCUGUCACCCACUGCUCUGCUGCCUUCACCCAAGAGUCCUGAGGUGAAGCUCCAGCCGGCGCCGUCGUCCCCCGACACACCCUGCUGCCCGCAGAGCCCCCUGAGCCCCACCCUGCGGCCCUCACAUCAGUCCAGUGAAGAGGAGGAUCCCAUCAGCUUCGACAGCCCUCCUGAAGGCGCCCCGCUGCCGAGCUUCAACAAGACUCGUGCACGGCUAUCAAUCAAAAGGCGCCCACCCACGAGACAGCACAGGAGGUCAGCUGGAGAGGAGGCGGGAGCCUUCGGGAGUACUCUGUCCCCAUGUGAACUGUACAGCCCAAAAGAAAAUGGGGACAUGGACCCGGUUUUUGAAUAUGGACAGCCGGCAAUUCUAAAAGAUGCUGAAGAGAAGGACAGGGACUGUGAAAAAACAGAGGACGACGUAGCAAAGAGUGACCCCCAUGACAGGGGAGAUGUGGGGGAGGAGCAGGACGCAGAACAAGCCCAGAACUUGGAGGCUUUGGAGGGGGAACAGCAGCCUUCAUCAGAGCCUUGACCUGCCAAGCAGAUAGAGGGCAAUGUUCAGAUGGGAAGGAGGAGAUGCCUCGGGAGGAGCACCAAGGAGGAACUGACAUGGUGUGAACUGUGAAUGUUUACUUUAAGAAAAUAUAUAUACAUAUAUUUAUGAACAUACAUAUAUUUGAAUAAGUUAUUCAAUGCUUUGAUUAAGAGAACUCUUAAAAUACUCCUCAGAAAAAGUUAAUCCGUUUUAAUUUCUUGGUACCUGCUCUUUUUAAGUCCCUCUGCCGCCCUCUCCUGGCCGUCUACAGAACAGGUCUAUAAACACUGGAGAGAUUCGAGAAGCAGCUGUUCUCUGCACAUGGAAAUAAGCAUCACAGUUGAUACUGUGUCCAUUAUCAGCCAGAGGAAAUUUGUGUCAUAUUCUGUCAAGUCUGCACGACCAGACUCCUGUUUUUUUUAUGACAAAUAGCAUUUUUUUCUUUGCAAAUCAAAGACAUUGAUAAGAGUGCACUUCCAUGUCAGAAGUAUCUGUCAUGUAAAGGACUUUUGAAAUACUGAAUGCUGGGUUGACAAAAGGCAAAAUAUUACUAGACUUCAUAUAUAUAUAUAUAUUAGCAGAUAUAUAAAAAGUUCUGACAUUGAUGGGUAUGAUCAUACCGAAUUCCUAUCACCUUAGGUUGAAAUCAUGUACUUUACUUAUAUAGAUUUCUUUUGAUGUAUGUCAGUCGAAUUUUCUGCGUGUCUUUCAUUUUGUAUUCUGCACAGUAUCUAUAUUCCAGUGCUACUGUGGAGUGGCUCGGGCCCUCAGCAAUUAUGCACAGAAAUGUUAAGAAAAUAAAUGGCUUCCUUCUUCUGUAA